Molecule: messenger RNA, 784 nt
Organism: Lathyrus oleraceus (garden pea)
Lineage: Eukaryota; Viridiplantae; Streptophyta; Magnoliopsida; Fabales; Fabaceae
Product: MLP-like protein 28
Exons: 2
Coding region: 99-572 (157 amino acids)
Biological process (GO): defense response
Source: RefSeq, a predicted model, not a curated record
CAAAUUUUUAUUAAAGCCACGAGGUUGCAUACAUUAUCCUCAUAUCAUAGCAUCUAUUUUCUUUCUUCUAUUAUUACAUAUUUAGUUUCUUCUCAAAAAUGGUGCUAGCUGGUAAGCUUAGCACUGAACUUGGUAUCAAAACACCCGCUGAUAAGUUUUACAAACUAUUUGCAUCAGAACUUCACGAAGUGCAAGUCCAUUGUGAAAGAGUUCAUCAUACCAAACUUCAUGAAGGUGAAGAUUGGCAUGACACUGAUACAGUUAAACACUGGACUUAUGUCAUAGGUGGUGAGGUACACACAUGUUAUGAGAGUAUUGAAGAAGUUGAUGAAAAGAACAAAAAGAACACAUGGAAGCUGUUUGGUGGAGAAAUAGAUAAGCACUAUAAGGCCUUUAAGCUCACUCUUGAAGUAGUUGAUAAGGCUGAUGGCACUGCUGUUGCUAAAUGGACUGUUGAAUAUGAGAAAAUCAAUGAGGAUAUUCAUCCUCCAAAUGGAUGGAUGGACUAUCUUAACCAAUGCACUAGAGAUAUUGAUGGUCAUCUUAUCAAAAGAGAAAACGUUGCUAUAUGAGUCAUUCAGGCAUUAUAGUAAUUAAAUAAAGAGAGUGUUUAAUUAUUAUUAGCGUGAUGUUUGUAAUGACAUGCAUGUAACCUAUAUAAGCAUGCAUGUUUACUUCUCUUGAUGCUUCCUUUGUAUGGAAUAAAUGUGUCGGUCAUGUCAUGAUGAAUGGGUCUUAUUAUAUUAUUGUUGUAAUGCAAAUUAAAUAUUUCUGAAUUAUAUAA